CCGCUUAACAUUUAUGGUGUUUCUGAUUAUUUCCCAUAUCGUUUAGAAUUCAUAUUUAAUUAUUUUGUAAUAAUAUUUACAUAAUGUCGUGCCUACAUAAAGAGCGAAAACCCAUGGUUCCUUUAAAGACCCUAGAUAUAAUUUUUAGAAGAAGAUAUGUACCGAAUACCCAGCAUUACUUCACCGACCGUCGGCAUGCAGUACGCAAGGAUGAAGGGAAAAGAAAAGCAGAGCCAUUUCGGCUACCUAGGUCUGAGAAACUUCUUUCAUAUAUUAAAUAUAGCGACCAGCAGAAAAAGAAUCACAUGAAGAAAAUAUUAACUCAACCUCUACAUAUGAAAGACAAUUUACGAAUUGCUGCUACGAGAGACAUUUCAGAACGACUCUUCAUUGAAGAGACCAGUGAUAGUGUGAGAGCAGUUGUAGAAAUUCAUCCAGAAUUUUAUUCGGUCAUCGAAGGUCGGCCACUUCGUUGUUUCGAUGAUAUCAAAGUGUAUAUUAACAAUAUACGCAGUUAUGCCAUGGAUCGACAGCAGAUUGGCUACCGGCGAGAUUUGAUUCUAAAUAUCGAUAAGAGUAUUAUGGAGGAAUCCACGGAGCAUAACAAAAUUGUUGAGAACUUAAAACGUCAUAUACAAAAUUUCCAAAAAUUUCUUACAGAAGACUAUAAAAAAGCAUGUCAGAAAGUUUCAAAAGCUGAAAAACUUUACAGUGAAUUGGUUGCUAAAAAUUCUCAAUUUUUAAGUUAUGUUUCAACUUUAACCCUUCUGAAUAACAUUAUUUUUAAACUAGAUGCAAUUAGAGGUGUUUUGAAAAUUUACAGACGAUUUUUGUUGUUUGUUGCCCCUCUUUCGUGGCGUCAAAUUUAUGACGAGACAUUAAGGGACAGAGUACAUUCCAUUCAGUUUGAAUCUGGACAAUUUGCUACUGAUAAUGACCUAGUCGAUACUUUGGACAUCGACAAAAUUAUUGAGUCUGCAAAAAUUGAAUUUAAUAAUCCUCUACCGGCUCACCUGUAUUUUAAGACGCCUGAACAAAUGCUGUACUUAUUUCGCACGAUGGAAUUACAGAGUAGAGAAUAUUUAAUCCAGCUAUCUAAAACUACUGUACCAUUCCGUUUAUUGCAAGAACGAAUUAAGCAAUUAAAACAAGCGACAAAACACGAACUUGAUUAUUUUCAAUUUUAUAUUGACAGUAUUAAUUAUGAAAUAGAGCGAGAAAAUCACAAUGAACAACUCCUACAAGAAAAGUUUUUCCGAAUUUUAAAUGACACAUUUUACGAAAGUGUCGCUAGUCCAGAUACUUUGAAGCUUAAAAUUUGCAUUGAAUAUGUUUACGAACAAAUUUUUGGUAAAUGUGAAGAAGGUCAUCAAAGUUUACACGACCCAAUGAAGAUUUUAGAGGUGAUGUAUGAAGAUUAUAAUCUUCGGUUAGAUGCUUUAGAUUUUAAAAUUGUAAACCAAGCGAGAAAUGAUUUCUUUUCACAAGAUUUAAAGACAAUGAUGAACGCUUACAAAGCACAACGAGAACUGAGAGCAUUCCGGGAAAUGACAAAUGCUAUGAAUAAAGCAUUUUUACCACCUGCAAAAUUUUCGAGACCACCAUCAGUAAAAAGUGUUUUAAUGAAAUCUAAAAAGAAGCAAGCAAGUACAAGAAAGUCCAUUGCAGAAGAAGAGGAUGAAGUGAAGUCAAAACAUAAAUUAACAGCGGACGAAAAAGAGGGUUUAAUAUUUUUUACAGAGUGGUGCGAAGGAUUGGAUCCAACACCUUUUCUUAAAGAGUAUAAUGAAUUUGUAAAACCUGUUUUUAGACAAACUGCUAAAUUAUCAGAUUAA
Molecule: messenger RNA, 1835 nt
Organism: Papilio machaon (common yellow swallowtail)
Lineage: Eukaryota; Metazoa; Arthropoda; Insecta; Lepidoptera; Papilionidae
Exons: 1
Coding region: 84-1835 (583 amino acids)
Source: RefSeq, a predicted model, not a curated record